Molecule: messenger RNA, 2370 nt
Organism: Stylophora pistillata
Lineage: Eukaryota; Metazoa; Cnidaria; Anthozoa; Scleractinia; Pocilloporidae
Product: cation channel sperm-associated auxiliary subunit epsilon
Biological process (GO): sperm capacitation; flagellated sperm motility
Cellular component (GO): CatSper complex; sperm principal piece
Source: RefSeq, a predicted model, not a curated record
GGUACUCACCAGAUUGUCGAGUCGACCCCCAAACCGUUUUUUACCUAAAAAAAGGUUUCUAAGGAGGAGGUCACAGACACCCGAGUACACCCUCCCCCCCAAGCUACGCCCUGGAGUCUGAAUUCCCGUCGACUCAGAGAAACACCCCGCAGGGGCCCCUGAAGAGUAAGAGGCGCAACUCUCCUCAUGCCUAAACUCCGUUUACCACUGUAAAAAUGGCGGCGUUGGGUAAAGCUCUCACUUUAUUUAGUUUUGCGCAAAUACUUGUAGCAUUCAGUCCAACAUUGGCGAAAUGUCCAAAGCACGAGGCUCUGUUCCAUAACUUCAAGCCAGCGUACUUCUUAGACAAAGGAGAAACAAUUGAGGUAUGGGCCACGCUUAUUCCUGAACCUUGGGAAGAUAAUCGACUUAUCGGUAGCCUUUCAAACACUGAAUGCUUGACUUUCUGUCUAGCAAGUCAGGAAUCAUUCUCAGAUACACAUGGCAUAGGAGUUAUCUCUAGAAAUGUAACAGUUUCCAUCAGAGAAAGAGAUAGGCAUAGAAGAAAUGCAGUAUACAACCACAUUAGUGAAGAGAGCAUCACUGUUUUAUUUGGUGUUGAGGCUUUUUCAGAGGAUCACUCUUGUGUCACUCUGAAAACUGAGACAAAUGUGACUGUUGGUUGCCCUUUUAACCGGCAUAUAGUCUCCAGAGGAAAACCUACCAGAUGUAGCAGUUUCAAAAACUUUUCUUAUGUUAUUUCAAGUGGUCAGCAGAGAGAAAUUUCCCCUGAAAAUGAUGAAGUUUCAGACAAGACAGUUGCGUAUGACCUUCUCAAACUGGGCUGUCCGUUAUCAGUGCAGAGCAAUGAACCAUUCAAACCCAUCAUUGACUUAUAUGAUGGAGAAACGUUUGUGAAAGAAGUGGACGCAAACUAUGUGCUGCGGGAACAGCAUGGUCGAACUGGCUACAAGUAUAGUAAGACCAUGAAGGAGGCUGGGUGCAUGAGGGAGGCGCAGAGCUGGGAAAAGAUGAUUAAUGCCAUGAAGGGUGGAAGUAUUGAAUCAGCGUGGUCCAGGGAGAACUACCAAAGUUGUUUUCAAGAGUCUUCAGAUAGCUCUAUUUCUGCGGCUAAUCUUGAUAAACAAUACGAGAUCCUCAACAGUUCUGGAGCCGCCUCGCACAUUGUGUGGAAUGAUGUGGGCACUUUUGUCUUCCUCCUGAAAGUUCUUGAUCCUGAAUUUAGCUUCUGUAAUCUGACUCUAGAGUUUGGUGUUCAAGUGCAUGGUGUCAGGAGUGCUAUGCAAGAGAUUCCAACCUUUGUGGUUCUAGGUUCAGCAUGCCUGACUAUUAUCAUCCUGGUGUUGUCUGUCUACCGCACCGCUGCACUGUGUUCACAAUGACCUUGGGUCCUUCUCGUCUGGGAGGAGGGGGGGGGGAGAUGCUUUAUCAAGUUUCAUGAAACAGAGAAAGGCCUUUCUUCAUAAUACACUCGCAAGAAGUGGAUUUUCGCGUUUCACGUAGAAAGAAGUUUCACACUCAUUAUUCUCAUUUUCGGUCAAAUCUUCCGUUAUCAAAAAGUGCCCUAUUGUUCCAGUACAAGUCUUUGCAUGUUAGCGUUAAACGAAGACCCUUUUGUUACUCGUAGCAGUUAGGAACUUUUUCCAAAGCUAAGCGCAAAAGGUUUGCGCAGAACAUGUUUCCACUAUGUUGAUACAUCUUUUGUCGAAUACUACUUACCUCGGUCACGUGUUUAGGACCGUUGGUGAUGCGGAAUGAUGUAAUUUACACCGAACUGUACCUUGGAUUCGGUGAAUCCGAGGUAGUAAAGAUCUACUGCACAGGCCAUAAGGGAGCUUGACGGAAAACAAAGCAGCGUUUUGCAAAGAAUUCUAAUAAAAAAACAAAUUUCAAAAUAACGAUUGUUAGAUAAGGGCGACAGCUAACAGCGAAAGCGUUGUCUUUUUUUUUAACUCGAAAUAUUUUAUUUACACAGCUAACACACCGCAGCAGUGGUACAAGGAAACAAAAAACAAAAAUUGACCAAGAUAAACAGAAAGUACAAGUAAAAACGAAUACAAAAUCAGGAAAAAUACUUACAUAACAUUGAUAAAGCCUAAUAUGUAACAUCAGUAUAGAGAACUGCGACUUAAGGAAAACUGAGUUAUAAAAGUGAUUAGGCGUAAAAGAAACUGGCUUUAAAUACAAGAGGACUGUGAGAUAGCGUGUGGUACGAAAAACUUGCUAAAAAAAUGUGUAACCGACGAAGAAAAACGCAAACAAGCUUAACAAAUACACUAAUGAGGAGGUCUGGAAAAGUAAAGGACGAAAUAAAUAAUAAAUAGCGAGCGCUUUAGAUCUUACACGACGUGUUACUUUUCACUACUUCUU